This is a messenger RNA of Beta vulgaris subsp. vulgaris (sugar beet), 1165 nucleotides long. RefSeq lists its product as uncharacterized. Lineage: Eukaryota; Viridiplantae; Streptophyta; Magnoliopsida; Caryophyllales; Amaranthaceae. Bases 359 to 1165 code for a protein of 268 amino acids. The transcript has 4 exons. The record is from RefSeq and is a predicted model, not a curated record.
CAAAACCCCCUUCUUCGUCCACUUUAGGUGAAACAGUUACUUCCCCUAGGGUCACAAACCAUGUACAUGUUACUUCCUUACCUUCAAAUUUAAAUGUAACUAAUGCAAGCCAAAUGAACCAACGGACUACUAAUGAGGAAAUGGAAAAGGAGCUUACUUCCGUUCCUUCAACUUUAUCUCUUGAUGAGGAGAUAGACCAUGAUGAUUUCUUACAAAGAUCCAUCAAUAAUGAUGCAAUUAGUAAGUUUCUUGAUCAAAGUUCUUCACAAGAUGCCUUGAGGAUCCAGGAGGAAGGUAUGAAAUUAACUUUGAACAUCAAAUUGUUAUAAUUCAAGCUUUAAUUCUUUAUAUCCCAUUAAUGAUUUUUUGUUGCUUUAUGAAAGUAUCCAUCCCUACGGUUAGGAAGACAAAUAGGAGACCGGAUGCAAAGCCAAGGGGUGUUAACAAGUGCAAGAAAGUGGGAAAUCUUAAAGAAGGUGAGAAAUUAGAGGUGAAUUUUUAUAACAGUGGUCCAGUUGGAGACAACCAUAAGGAAAUGACAAGGCACAUGGGCAAAAUUGUUCGAGAUCGCUUAAUUUGUCCAGUUAGAGUGCAUUCAUGGAACGAGAUAGAUGAUAGUGCAAAGGAUCAUAUGUGGAAAUUAGUUGUGAACAAAUUUGCAGGAAAUGGCUUUGAGUUGGACCGUACAAUAACCCUCUGCCAUUUGAAAAGAUUGUGGCAGAACUGGAGAGGGAUCUUGAUGCAGAAUUCAAUAAUCAAAAAAGGUGGUACAGAAAAUGCAUUAAAAGAAACGCCAAAUGAUCUAACAAAGGAGGAUUGGGAGUGGUUGGUAAAAGAGCAUUUUACAAGUUCCAAUUUCAAAAAAGUUAGUUCUAGAAAUUCCGGAAACAGAGGACAUUUAACAAUGCCUCAUCGCACUGGUAGCAUGCCAUUAGACAAAUGUCAGAGGACCUUUACCAGUAGAGCAGAACUUAUGGCACGUAUCCAAGAGAAGGAACGAGAAAAUGUUGACCUUAACAAAAAAAUAGAUGAAAUAAAGGAGGACUACGGCAAAAAGAUGAAUGAUAUGGCAGCACAAUUAAACAUGUUAAUGGAAGCUCAUAUUCAACGAACUAGUGGUCGGGACCAAGCUAUGCAUAACGUUCCAGGUGACUACGCUUUCUAA